AUGGGUUGGGGAAUAUCCAGGUUGAUUGGACUGAAGGCUGCUGUCCUGCUUUCUGUGGCGUGUUUUUUCCAAGGACUAGGAGUGACCCUUAUCUCAUUUCCUCUCAUAUGUGCAUCCGUGAUUGCAAUACUAGUCUCGAUAGCUUCCCACCCAUCGAUUGAUCUUCCUUUACUCCUUGGCAAGGCAUCCGAUGGAAGUUUUCCAUUGUGGUCAUGGAUCAUGUUCUCACCAUUUCUUCUUUUCAUUCACCUAUUUGUGCUGCUACGAAGAUUCGUGAAAAAUGAACCCUUAUACACUGAGGUUGCAGAUGGAGUGUUUGUUGGAGGAUGGCCUUCUUCGGUUGAACACCUGCCACCAGGUGACCCUGCAAUCAUAGAUUGCACGUGUGAGCUGCCAAAAAGCUCGACUAUAUCUAACAAUGCAUAUCUGUGCGUUGCUACCUGGGAUACGAGGGCUCCUCAGCCAUCACAAAUUGAGUCUGCCGUGCGAUGGGCUCUCAGAAAGCGGUCACAGAACAAGCCUGUGUAUGUCCACUGUGCCUAUGGUCAUGGCAGAAGUGUCUGUGUGAUGUGUGCACUUCUUGUCGCAUUAGGAUUGGCUGAAGAUUGGAAAGCUGCUGAGCAAAUGAUCCGUGAGAAACGACCUUCUAUUAGCAUGAACACUCUUCACCGCAAAAGCUUGGAGGACUGGUCAAAACAUUUGCUCCCCUCCUCUAAAAGAAGUGGGGAAUCAGAUGGAAGUGCUGUUGCCGGACCCUUUUGGGGGGAAAACCCUGCUAUCCUGCAUUCCUGCUGGGUUCUCAUUUAUAGCUAUAUGUGA
Messenger RNA from Miscanthus lutarioriparius, 819 nucleotides. The record is from the annotation of a GenBank genome assembly. NCBI's taxonomy places the organism in Eukaryota, Viridiplantae, Streptophyta, Magnoliopsida, Poales, Poaceae.